ACGUGAUCCCUUUCAAAGAUGGCCGCCCUGUUGUUUUGAUGAAUAAUACUUGGUGGGGCGAGGGGGAAAGAGUAGGGGUGGAGGGGUAGGAGGAUUUACUCUUCCAGCGAGAGCUACGCGCGUCCCAUCCUCCCCCUCCCCCCUACCCGGACUCCGGCGUGGAGGCGGGGCGUGGCCGGCCUGCUUUGGGAGGGGAGGGGCUUCCCUUCCAGUGCUGGGCUCUGCCAGGACGGCUGUGGGGUCGCCUUACCUCGGGGUAUCCACUCUGCAGUCGACUAGUUCCCGCCUGGGGCAAAGGGUAGGAAGGAGAGCAGGAUCUGCUGUAGGAAACGCAGCUACCGCGCCACCAUCACGAAGACACAGCAGACUCGGGGCACGAGACGAGCUGGAGACCGUGCUGCCUAGUCUGGGUAACCGGGGAAGCAGAGGGUAGUAAGUGGCGCCUUAAGAUAACCCUGUAGCAGCAGCAGUGGCGGCCAAAGGAGGCUGCUCAGGGAACGAGCGGCUGUAGCAGUCUCUGGGGCGAUUGGAGUGACUGAAGCCAAGGCAGUUCAGUGCCUCUCGUGUUCUUAUUUUUUAACCUCUGACUAUGCAAUUCUGAAACCUCCCCCAUUCGGGGGACCAGACAUCCUGAUAGACACCUUCCACUCUCCUUCCUCCCGCCGUGGUCUCGAGAACAGAAGGAUCUCUCCCUAACGCCUUUCACCAUUAAGAGGAAAGCGAUGGAGGAGCUGAGCGCUGAUGAGAUUCGACGGAGGCGCCUUGCACGACUUGCUGGUGGACAGACCUCUCAGCCGACCACCCCACUCACUUCUCCCCAGAGGGAGAACCCCCCGGGGCCUCCCAUAGCGGCAUCAGCCCCAGGACCCUCUCAGAGUCUUGGUCUCAAUGUCCACAACAUGACCCCAGCUACCUCCCCAAUAGGUGCAUCAGGAGUAGCCCAUCGAAGCCAGAGCAGUGAAGGAGUCAGUUCUCUCAGCAGCUCGCCCUCUAAUAGCCUUGAAACACAAUCUCAGUCUCUCUCACGUUCUCAGAGCAUGGAUAUCGAUGGUGUCUCAUGCGAGAAAAGCAUGUCCCAGGUAGAUGUGGAUUCAGGAAUUGAAAACAUGGAGGUUGAUGAAAAUGAUCGAAGAGAAAAACGGAGCCUCACUGAUAAGGAGCCUUCCUCAGGCCCUGAAGUAUCUGAAGAGCAGGCCUUACAGCUGGUCUGUAAGAUCUUUCGUGUCUCUUGGAAGGACCGGGACAGAGAUGUCAUCUUUCUUUCUUCUCUUUCUGCACAGUUUAAGCAGAACCCAAAAGAAGUGUUCUCCGAUUUUAAGGACUUGAUUGGUCAGAUUUUAAUGGAAGUGCUAAUGAUGUCCACUCAGACUAGAGAUGAAAACCCAUUUGCCAGUCUGACAGCCACAUCACAGCCAAUUGCUGCAGCAGCACGGUCACCAGACAGAAAUCUCCUGCUAAACACUGGCUCCAAUCCGGGAACAAGCCCCAUGUUCUGCAGCGUGGGUUCCUUUGGUGCCAGCUCUUUGUCUAGCCUCUAUGAAACUAGUCCGGCUCCCACCCCCAGUUCCUGGAGCUCUGUGCCCGUGAUGGGCCCGUCUUUUGCCUCACCUUCCCGUGCAGCCAGCCAGCUGGCUGUGCCUUCCACUCCCCUCAGUCCUAGUGCAGCCUCUGGAGCUGCUGCAGGAAGCCAGCCCCCAUCCCCGCGGUAUCGCCCCUACACUGUCACUCACCCGUGGGCAUCCUCAGGUGUCUCCAUUCUGUCAACCUCCCCAAGUCCCCCUGCUCUCACCAGUAACCCCCAAGCAGUGCCCACCAGCAGUUCCAGACAGAGGCCCAGCAGCACGGGUCCACCCCUACCACCCGCCUCACCCAGUGCCACGAACAGACACCCCUCCUCCCUGAGGAUCUCUCCUAGUAUGUACGACAAUCCUUUCUCCUUCCUCUUCCUCGCACUUUCUGGGGACAGUAGUGAUGAAGAAGAUGAAGAAGAUGAUGGUGAUGGUGAUGGUGAUGGUGAUGAUGAAGGUGGUGGUGGUGGUGAUGAUUUUUCUUGUGUCCAGUUUGGGUCCAGUUUGGGAGCCUCUGGUGGAGCAAGUAAUUGGGAUUCCUACAGUGACCAUUUCACCAUUGAAACCUGCAAAGAGACAGAUAUGCUGAACUACCUCAUCGAGUGUUUCGACCGAGUUGGAAUAGAGGAAAAAAAAGCACCAAAGAUGUGCAGCCAGCCAGCAGUCAGCCAGCUUCUGAGCAACAUCCGCUCGCAGUGCAUAUCCCAUACUGCUUUAGUACUACAAGGCUCCCUGACACAGCCCAGGUCCUUGCAGCAGCCGUCCUUCCUAGUGCCGUAUAUGCUGUGUAGGAAUCUCCCAUAUGGCUUCAUUCAGGAACUGGUGAGAACCACUCACCAGGAUGAAGAAGUGUUCAAGCAGAUAUUUAUCCCCAUUUUACAAGGCCUGGCUCUUGCUGCCAAAGAGUGCUCCCUCGAUAGUGACUACUUUAAAUACCCCCUCAUGGCACUAGGUGAGCUCUGUGAAACCAAGUUUGGGAAGACACACCCUGUGUGCAAUUUGGUGGCUUCUUUGCCGUUGUGGUUGCCGAAAUCCUUAAGCCCCGGCUGUGGGCGGGAGCUGCAGAGACUCUCUUACUUGGGGGCUUUCUUUAGCUUCUCAGUCUUUGCAGAAGAUGAUGUUAAAGUGGUUGAAAAAUAUUUCUCAGGGCCUGCCAUUACCCUGGAAAACACUCGAGUGGUUAGCCAAUCAUUGCAGCAUUACUUAGAACUCGGAAGGCAAGAGCUUUUUAAGAUUCUGCAUAGUAUUUUGUUAAAUGGUGAAACUCGUGAGGCCGCUCUCAGUUACAUGGCAGCUGUCGUCAAUGCCAAUAUGAAGAAGGCGCAGAUGCAGACAGAUGAUAGAUUAGUGUCUACAGAUGGAUUUAUGCUGAAUUUCCUUUGGGUACUACAGCAGCUAAGUACAAAAAUCAAGUUAGAAACAGUUGAUCCCACGUAUAUUUUUCACCCACGAUGUCGAAUUACUCUUCCAAAUGAUGAGACACGUGUGAAUGCAACAAUGGAAGAUGUGAACGACUGGCUGAAUGAACUCUAUGGCGAUCAGCCUCCAUUUUCUGAGCCGAAAUUCCCUACGGAGUGCUUCUUUCUCACCCUGCAUGCUCACCACCUCUCUAUUCUACCUAGUUGCCGUCGCUAUAUCCGCAGACUCCGGGCUAUCCGGGAGCUCAAUAGAACUGUGGAAGAUUUGAAAAAUAAUGAAAGCCAAUGGAAAGAUUCCCCACUGGCAACUAGACACCGCGAAAUGCUGAAGCGCUGUAAAACUCAGCUUAAGAAACUGGUACGGUGCAAGGCCUGUGCUGAUGCUGGCCUGCUUGACGAGAGCUUCCUGAGAAGAUGUCUGAAUUUUUAUGGCCUUCUCAUUCAGCUGCUGCUCCGAAUCCUGGACCCCGCGUAUCCUGAAUACUCUCCCCAGGCGCUUUAUGAGCCCUGCACUCAGGAUGUCGUGAUGUUCCUUGUCGUGAUGUUGUGCAACCAGAACUACAUCCGAAACCCAUAUUUGGUGGCCAAACUUGUAGAAGUCAUGUUUAUGACCAACCCUGCUGUUCAGCCACGAACCCAGAAGUUUUUUGAAAUGAUUGAGAACCAUCCUCUCUCUACCAAGUUGUUGGUACCUUCCCUGAUGAAGUUUUAUACAGAUGUUGAGCAUACCGGAGCCACCAGCGAGUUUUAUGACAAGUUCACAAUUCGCUAUCACAUUAGCACCAUUUUUAAAAGCCUUUGGCAAAACAUAGCUCACCAUGGCACCUUUAUGGAGGAGUUCAAUUCCGGGAAGCAGUUUGUUCGCUAUAUAAACAUGUUGAUAAACGACACGACAUUUUUGCUCGAUGAAAGUCUGGAGUCUCUGAAGCGAAUCCAUGAGGUGCAGGAAGAGAUGAAGAACAAAGAACAGUGGGACCAGUUGCCCCGGGAUCAGCAGCAGGCCCGUCAGUCUCAGCUUGCUCAGGACGAGCGCGUGUCCCGCUCUUACCUCGCCCUGGCCACCGAAACCGUGGACAUGUUCCACAUCCUCACGAAGCAGGUCCAGAAACCCUUCCUCAGACCGGAACUUGGACCCCGAUUGGCUGCAAUGCUGAACUUUAAUCUUCAGCAACUCUGUGGCCCCAAGUGCCGUGACCUGAAAGUUGAAAACCCUGAGAAAUACGGCUUUGAACCAAAGAAGCUGUUGGACCAACUGACGGAUAUUUACUUGCAGCUGGACUGUGCUCGGUUCGCGAAAGCCAUUGCUGACGACCAGAGAUCCUACAGUAAGGAAUUGUUUGAAGAAGUUAUUUCAAAGAUGCGGAAGGCCGGGAUCAAAUCUACAAUAGCGAUAGAAAAAUUUAAGCUGCUGGCCGAGAAGGUGGAGGAGAUAGUGGCGAAGAACGCACGCGCAGAAAUCGACUACAGCGACGCUCCUGACGAGUUCCGAGACCCUCUGAUGGACACCCUCAUGACUGACCCCGUGCGACUGCCCUCCGGCACCAUCAUGGACCGCGCCAUCAUCCUGCGGCACCUGCUCAACUCCCCCACGGACCCCUUCAACCGGCAGACGCUGACAGAGAGCAUGCUGGAACCAGUGCCAGAACUGAAAGAGCAGAUUCAGGCGUGGAUGAGAGAGAAACAGAACAGCGAUCACUAAACCGUCCCCACCGCCCACCCUCUGCUACACACAGCCAAGGCCAACGAGGCGAGCAGAAGCGGCGGCCGCGGCGAAGCUGCCGUUCACGUGUUGGAGGCCACGUGUGGCAAACCACCCCAGGCCCACCCAGAGCCAGCAAACGCUGAGACCUGAAAGGACAUGGAUGAGAAGAGGAGCCCGAUUCCUGUACAUAUAUUUAAGUGACAAACACGGUCAAAAGCUUAAGGGACAAGUUUCAUGGUUGCGUGUGUAAUAAAGCACGUCCUUCUUACGUCACAGUUUGGGGCAACGGAAAUCUUGUAGUGAUGGCUAAUGGGUCUGGGCAGCAUCCCUUCAUGAAUUCUUUUUUAAUCCAAUAUCCGUUGAUUUGAUUGUGAUUAGAGAACCUUGGACAUUUUGCUGCUAAAGAAUCUUUUCUCCCUUCUUCCCCCCUCCUGACCCUACUUGCACUGCUGUGGAUUUUUUUAAGAGAAGCAAAAACAAAAAUAAACUCCUUUCCCUGGCCCUCCAAACAUAUAUCCUGUGAGGUAACUGUGCCUGCUACCAAGUGUUAAUCCUGGGAUCGUAUUUUUAUAUCAUAUUCACAUAUUUGUUUUUUUAAUUGGUGUUAGAUGACAUGAUUAAUAAAAAAGGCAAGAUAUUUUCAGAAUUUGAAUUUCAGUUUUUUUUUCUUUUGAAACGUCCCUUUAAGAUUUUUUUAUUCUAAACAAAAUAAAGAAAAUCUUGCUGCUCUGGUCCUUAUAAUAAGCCCUCUCUUAGGAAUCUGAGGAGCAGUUGCAGCAAAAUCUAAGGGGUGUAAGUGUAUCAGGAUUUACGUGACAUACGGUAUUCUGGGGAGAUAAGGGUUGGGUUUUUUUUUUAAUGCUACAUGACAGUUCGAAACCUUUACAGUUAUCCUCUGGAGGUAAUUGAAUUCCUCAACCCUUGGGUGUGUGAGUUUGAGGCAGGGUCAUUUGUAUGAUGUGUUUGGCCUUACCAAAGCAAAAGAGGGUGCAGGGAUGUGGGAGUAUGUCUGCCAGUUUAAACACACACAGACAAACACAGCCACACGCGCACACAAGUAUGAGACUUUUUGUAUUACUGCUCCCUACUUAACAUACUUGAAUUCUUGAAUUUCCUUUGGGGUUAAAAAGGAUUUGAAACCAUAAAGUGUUUUGAAGAAAUUAAGUCUCUAAAAAAAACAUACUUUCUUUUUUCUUUUCCUUUUUCCCCCCUCCACAGACAAUGUCCUCUGUUCAAUUCCUAACGCAAACUACAAUAAAUGGUGAUACACAUUCAGAAGAAA
Messenger RNA from Sapajus apella (tufted capuchin), 5970 nucleotides. It is a transcript of the gene UBE4B, whose product is annotated as ubiquitination factor E4B. Gene Ontology annotation, biological process: protein polyubiquitination. NCBI's taxonomy places the organism in Eukaryota, Metazoa, Chordata, Mammalia, Primates, Cebidae. The record is from RefSeq and is a predicted model, not a curated record. Gene Ontology annotation, molecular function: ubiquitin-ubiquitin ligase activity. Gene Ontology annotation, cellular component: ubiquitin ligase complex; cytoplasm; nucleus. The coding region runs from base 723 to 4685 and encodes 1320 amino acids. The transcript has 28 exons.